Messenger RNA from Dichotomopilus funicola, 4524 nucleotides. RefSeq names its product chromatin modification-related protein eaf-1. The coding region runs from base 1 to 4524 and encodes 1507 amino acids. NCBI's taxonomy places the organism in Eukaryota, Fungi, Ascomycota, Sordariomycetes, Sordariales, Chaetomiaceae. The record is from RefSeq and is a predicted model, not a curated record. The transcript has 4 exons. Gene Ontology annotation, molecular function: chromatin binding. Gene Ontology annotation, cellular component: NuA4 histone acetyltransferase complex. Gene Ontology annotation, biological process: DNA repair.
AUGACUGAGCUCCCGCUCGCCGACCGCCUCAAACUGCUGCGAUCAAAACAAGCAGAAAUAAAGUCAAUUGUGUCGUCGCGGAAACGCAAGCUGCGCGAGCUUUUUGCCGUUGCGACCGACGAAGAUGGCAUUCCCAACUUUGACUACAGCGACCCCGACGCGCUGGCUAUCACGCUCCCCGAGGCAAAAUUUCUAAACGAAGCCGACAUCUUGCAGGGUCGCCGACUCCACGAGCGUCACAUACCGACGCGCCGCAAGGCCUUGUUCGAUGCGCAGCAACUCCGAGCGAAGUAUAACCACCGGGCUUCCGGUCCCAGCACCUCGGCACCGACAAGUACGACCGAGAAUGGUGUACAUUCGCAGGAUGCCGAUCCAAAGUCACUCAAGGCGACCGCUCCUGGCCCAAGCAGUGGAUAUUUGUCUCCUCGGCCUAUGUCAAAGCCAUCGCAGGCGAGUCAAGAACCUGAAGCUACUAUUCGACAGCCCGCUGCCGUCGCCGACGGUCGGGGCGACAGCUUCCGGGCUGGUUCAGCGAAUGGGGCAUCUACUUCUCUCCCGGCCCACGUUCAGGUCAAUGGCGCCUCCGAAAAUCACUUGACUACGGAGGACGGGAAGACCGUGGCGGCCCCUCCCCAUCCACCGCCGCCACCCUCUUCAGUCUCUUUGCCCGUUACCACACAGCCCUCCCGUGUCGAUGCAAGAGUUUCUCAAACCAACCAAGACCAGUCUCAGACGAAAGUGGAGGAAGGGCAGGAUGCGAAGCCGACGGAGACGGUCUCGCUGAGCCAGGAUGCAUCUGCUCUCGACAGCUCUCGCCAUCCAGAUGCUCUGUCAUCGCCGGGAUCCACCGCGCCGUCAAUGUUGACACCGGCCGUGCACGAUGCGUCCGCCAACACCAGCCCCGACAGCGAAGCAGAACAAUAUUCCGAGCUCAACGACGAGACAGUUGGGAGGAAGCAGGAAGGGAGCGAUAGAGUAGAGGAGAGAAAAGGAAGUGGUGAAGAGACAACCACAUCGUCAACAACGGCCCCUACAUCUGACGCCUCUCUACCUACCCCGAUCAGUGGCGUGGAAGAGCAACUUCUUCAGGAGUCGGCUGCAGCGCAACUUAGCCAACCAGCCGGCUCUGCAGUUGAUGCUGGUGCAUUGCGAGAAGCGCCGGAGGAUAAUGCACUAACCACUGUGAGCAACGCGGUCAUCGAACAGGGUACGAAAGCGACAGGGAGCUUGCCAAAUAACCAGCACCCCGCCCAGCUACCCUCCAACACGCAGACACCCAGGAAUUCGGAACACGAACAACCUGGAGAUACCCUACUACCUAUGGACAUUGAUGAGCCAGAGACGGCCGCAUCGACACGGCAGCCUCCCGAAGUUGGUACAAGGAACCGCGGGACAGUACAAGGCGUCGCCGAUAAGGUGAAGGCUGAACCGGGCGCCGAGUUGCGGACAUCGACUAUCCCGACUAUGCCGGAGAAAUUUUCUGGGCCAAUUUCUAGUUCGCAAGCAAACGGUGCCUCCCAGCUAGCCCAGCGAGAUACAAACGUCCCUCGGAGACCAUCCGGUCCGCUCAAGUCACGCGACAGGCGUCGGCAGAGCGUUCCCACGGUCAUCUUUGGCAAGCAGCCAAAGAAAUCCAAGCCGCCUGAGGAAGAUGGGACAGUGGUUGUCAGCGAGAAGCGGACUGGACGGAUUCCAUCUGAUGAUUACUUCACGCCUCUCUUCAUCGAAGGAUUCACGCGGCAGUCGAACUGGAUGAAGCCCAUCGAGAAACUGAUCAACCAGGCUCACAAAACGAUCUCCACUUCAGACCAGUACAUCUCGAUGCUAGACCAUCAGGCAUGCAAGAUUCUGCGUAGGGUGUAUCAUCUCCAGCAGCAUGAUAAGUGGUCUCUCCGACAACCAGUCCGAUGCCCAGAACCAACGCGGCAACGUUCUCACUGGGACGUGCUCAUCCAGGAGGCAAAAUGGAUGCGGACCGAUUUCCGUCAGGAGGGCAAAUGGAAGCGAAUGGCGGCGCGAAACCUUGCCUACGCCUGCGCGGAUUGGGUCAACUCUGAUCCGGCUACUCGGUUGGGACUGCAGGUGAAUGCAGUCAUCCCACCCCGGCGGGUGGCUUCGCAGGUAGACGGGCCAAAGGACGUUGUGUUUGAACCCUUGGACGAUUCCCUUCCUGAGCUGAUUCAUACUGAUUCCCCGACGGAACAUGAGGAUGAGCUGCCGGACGUCCUGGUUCAUUCUAUCUCACCUUCGGCUAUUUUCAGCUUACCAAAUGACGAAGUCGUGUUCCAACUCCAACCCUCCAAAACAGCCGAUCUACUUCUUGAGAAUCUACCACUUUAUGGAUCACCUUUAGCCAUUCCGAAGUUCGAUGUCGCGGAUACGGAGCACGACCCUGAUGCAACGUGGAAGCGACCUGCCGUGCCUUUGAGCAAAUAUGUCGAGGGCGAGAUGGUGCUCGCCGGCAAAAGGCCGCCUCGCAAGCGCCGAAGGUAUGACUACUUGGACGAAGAUGACGAGGACGAUGAGAUUGAUGGGGUCAUUUUUGGGGACGGGUUGGACAACGGGGCAGAACUCCAGGCUAAAAGCUCGGCUGUCGCUCUGUUCAGCUCGGACAUGAAGGGGAUCCGAGACCGCCUCCAUGCGGGCCAUCAGUUCCGCCCGCCGACUGAGCAUCCCAUGCCCCCACAGAACUUUUUCGAGAGUCGAACGGCAUCUCAGUGGACGUGGGCCGAGGACGAGCAGCUCAAGUCGCUUGUGCGCGAAUGUUCUUACAACUGGUCCUUGAUCUCAACUAUGGCUUCGACGCCCUCCACAUUCGCAUCUGGAGCCGAACGCCGCACGCCUUGGGAAUGCUUUGAACGUUGGGUGAGCCUCGGAAGCCUAGACGGGCUGCCGAAUGAUAUGGCCCGGACCCCCUACUUCAAGGCCUACCAAGCGAGGAUCGAUGCGGCCCAGCGCGUCAUUGCGCAGCAAAACCAGAAUGCUCAGCAGCAACAGCAAGUUGGGCCGAACGGGGCGGUGGCUCCAGUUCCACGACGUCGACCCACUACGAGCAUCCGUGUCGAGCGGCGCCGGAACCAGAAGCACCUUGCCCUCAUUGAUGCCAUGCGCAAGUUGGCCAAGAAACGGGAGGCCACGGCCCAGAAGGCCCAGCAAGCCGCGAAUUUGGCAGCCAUGCGCAAGGCCAGCGAGGUACCGAGACAGCAGAUUCAGAACAAGACGCCGCGAGAUUACAGUAUCAUGAGGUGGGAGCGGGACCAGGCACUUGCUGAACGCAUGGCUGCAUAUGCUAUUCGACAAGCCGACGCGAAUGCCCGGAGACUCAAACAGAACCACGCUGGCCAGGUUCCAGGCACACCUGGUACAGUCCCCGCAGCUCAGACCACCGCGCAACAACUUGCUACAGCAAACUCGCUCAACAAUGCCGCCCGUGGCAACGCAGCUAGCCAGGUUGCAAUGGCUAGGCAGGGCCAGAACCCGGGGACCGGACGAGUCUCGGUCGCCGCGACGCCCGGCGCAAUCCCUGCCGCCGUCCAGGCCCGGAUGGCAGCUGCUGGCGGCCUCGUUCCGCCGCUUCAGAUGGCUGGUAUCCCGCAGGCUCAGCUCCAGGCAAUGCAAGCUGCUCAACAUAGACUUCCCAUGGCCAAUCCACAAGCGGACAUCAGCCUCAUGCUCCAAGCCCGGUCCAUCCACCACCAACAGCGGGCCAUCCAGCAACUACACCAACAACAAAAUGGGCAACAUCAAACACAACAGGGGCAGCAGCAGCAACAACAACAGCAACAACAGCAACAACCACAAACUCAAGCUCAGCAGCCGCAGCUUCAACAACCUCAGCCACAACCCCAACAGCCAUCCCACAAUCCCCAACAACAGCAGCAGCAGCAACAGCAGCAACAGCAACAAUCAUCCCAUCCGCCGCCACAAACAACGCAAGCACAACAGGUACACCAUAAUCAGCAGACUCAACAACAUACACAAGCCAAUGGAGCCCAAGGCUCACCCACGCCAAUGCGCAACGUGAUCAACGGUCUGAAUCAGGGUGCAUUCCUAAACAACGCGCAAGCCAUGAUGGCAUCAUUCGGUGCCGCGAAUGGUGCGGGGUCGGCUACAUCGCCCGGCACCGGCCUGAGCAUGCCCACCAUGCCUGGCCGGUCUCCCGGUGGUAUUUUGAACCAGCACAUUACUCAACGCCUUGCCGAACUUGAAGGCCACUAUCGCGCCAAAAACCCGAACCUUCCUCCUGAGACUGUGCGGCAGCUCGCGACUGAGCACUUAGGUCGUAUGAUCGUGCAGAGCCAGCAGCAACAGGCAGCCAUGAACGCAGCAGCUGGAGGGGUCGCACAACAGCCAAUGAAUAGUCCUCAUCAAUACGCCUCUCUUCUUCGUGCCCAGCAGCAAGCUCAAGCUCAGCAGGCAGCGGCGCAACAGGCCGCGCAGCAGCAGCAACAACAACAGCAGGCAGCACAACAGCAACACCAAAGGCAGUCGAGCGGAAGUGCAACGCCGGCGCCGAGCAAGUAA